Anguilla rostrata (American eel) is the source of this 3701-nucleotide messenger RNA. It is a transcript of the gene fbxo40.2, whose product is annotated as F-box protein 40, tandem duplicate 2. The transcript has 5 exons. Gene Ontology annotation, molecular function: ubiquitin protein ligase activity; protein binding; zinc ion binding. Bases 476 to 2560 code for a protein of 694 amino acids. Gene Ontology annotation, cellular component: cytoplasm. Lineage: Eukaryota; Metazoa; Chordata; Actinopteri; Anguilliformes; Anguillidae. The record is from RefSeq and is a predicted model, not a curated record.
GCUGGUACAUCCUAGCCCCCGCAACGGAUAUAUUUGCUUUUAUUGUUGAUUUACAUUUUUAUCAAAUUCAGAAACAAUCUGGAGAAAGUACACUUGAGGGCACUAUGGGACAUAGAGCUUGUCCAUGUCUCCUUUUACUCAGUGUCACACUAUCCUUUCUGCAUGCAAGAUGUCUAUUUUUAACAGGUUUCCAUGCUGAACCUAUAAGAGACAAACUAGAAGUAGCAGUGUUGUGGCACCAGAGAAGAUACGGUUUUGGCUGUAACUGCACUGCAAGCUAAAUGAAUAGAUACCUAAAAACUUCUUAAAGGGUAGCGUUUUGUGCUUUUAAUCUUUAUUAUGAACAAAUAAUAACAAAAAUUGUAGGCUUAUGAUGACCAAUCUGAAGAAAACAGGGUAAUGCAGCACCAGGAUUAGGUACAGUGAGAAUAAUUAAGAACACAAACAGAAGUCCAUAGUGCUUACAAAAAUAAAUAUGAGAAGAUACAACAAGCCUGUGGUGAGGCUGCACAGGCACUGUGAGACAUGCUUCAGCCGGCGCUGCAGGGCCCCCGUGGAUAUCUCUGUCUGCUGCAUGACCAUCAGCUGCCGUCUUUUCUGUGGGGCCGUCUUUCACUUGUGCAAGGAGGAAGAGCACCAGCUCCUCUGCCCCAAUGAGAAGGUGCCCUGCCUCAACGCCCACUAUGGCUGUCCCUUCACCAUGGCCCGCUCCAAACAGGCCCAGCACCUGGAGGUGUGCCCAGCCAGUGUGGUCUGCUGCUCCCUAGAAUGGAACCGCUGGCCUGUAGAGGAGGCAAAUACUGUCUUCUAUGACAAUGUCCUGAAGGAACAACAUUCUGGAGAGCAGCUGGACCUCUCCAUGGCACUCAGGGACCAGAAACACCUGUGUGAGAGGCUGAAGAUGAAGACAUUCUUCCCUGAACUAAUGGAGAAAGUGGAAGACCCUGAGCUGGAGGAGGUCGACGGAGAGUCAGAUCUUGAAGAUGAAGCGGCAGGGGCUUCUGCACCACGAGGUGAGGCCCCUGGCUGCAACCUCGUGGUGGCUGGAGCAGAGCGACACAAGUUUAAUCAGAAGACCGCAGAGAACGGGGUGGACACACAAAACUACAAUCGUUGGGAGAAGAUGUUCAGCAUGGAGAAGGGAGGCUGCAAGCAAGCCGCCAAAGCUGCCGCUGAUAAAAAAAUCAAAGACAAGAAAGAGAAAAUGGAACCCUCUGAAACUGGUCCUCAUGUCCAAGAAGAAACAUCUCAGGAGGGGCACAAAGCUGAAACAACCACGCCCCCUUGCGACUUCACUAAGAUGGGAUUUGCUCCCUGGCAGGAUGGGGUCCUGGAGAGGCUGGGGAGAGAUGUCAACCCCAGGGAGUUCAACAUGUAUGUGGUGCACCAUGGCCGCAUGCUGAUUAGCUUUGGGCAGAUGCCUGCCUGCACACCCAGGGAGAAGGACUUUGUCUACGGCAGUCUGGAGCCCAUAGCCGUCCAGACUCUCCGCUCUUUCAAUGUCCCAACAAGCUACAGGGAGAAGCGCAUCCAUCGCAAAGACCCAUCCAAGAUGGUGGCCAGCGAAAACAAAAGCCUGGACACCACGGACUUGGGCCUCGCACUGGAGGACAUCCCCAAGAUGGAUGAAAUCACUGCCACUUUGAUGUGCUACGCAGAGAGGGAGCUACGGGGACACAAAAUCUGUGAAACCGUAGGCACUGAUGGGCUGUGGAUGGACCGUGGGACGCAGACCUAUGACUUCCCCUCUGCGCCAUUUGAGAGUGAUACCUCCCUUGCCAAAGUUACAGCGGACAGACCCUUGAAGUUGCAUGUACAGAUCAGCACAGAGUCCGCCACAAGCAGGCACAACAAAUCCAGCUCUGUGUUCACAUUCCUGUGUGGACAUUUCUAUCGGCGAGAUGAGUUCCCCGCACACUUCAAGAAUGUUCACUCAGACAUCCAGUCUGGCCUGAAUGGCUGGUUCGAGCAGCGCUGCCCGCUGGCAUACCUUGGGUGCACUUACAGUCAGAAGAGAUUCCAACCUUCCACCCACAGAGCCACAGUUACCUACAACCAGGAGCUUAGCACCUUCACCCUCAGACCUGAGGUCUCUCCCUCACUCUAUCAGGGAGUAAAAACCAUCACCACAGAAAGAAAGUGCACACGAAAUUUGGACUCACUCAGCAGACUGCCUUUCGAGGUCCUAGUGCACAUUGCUGGCUUCUUGGACAGCUUCACUCUAUCCCAGCUGGCCCUGGUCUCCAGGCGAAUGAGAGAUGUCUGUGAGACUCUCCUGCAGGAGAGGGGAAUGGUUUCCCUAAAGUGGGAGAAAAAAACAUAUAGUCACAGAAGGUCCUGCUGGAAAUCCAAAAAGGUGUGGCAUUUCAGCAAUCUCUUCUCAACAGUGAAAAGAUGGCACUUUGGAGAUGUUCCCACGAUGUCUGAUCAUUUGAAGCUUUGUCCAUUCUACCAAACUGAGGAGAAGAAGGAACCAGUGGCGUUGGCCAGUAUGUGUAACACCAAAGCGGAAUCUGAGGAACGCCAAAGCCUGGUCACCUUGCUCCAAGGAAACAAGUGACAUGGAGAGAAAGAAGGAGAAAGAGAUAAUAAUAAACAUUUAAAUCAGAUCAUUUCAUGAUUUUCAUCAAGUUGGACAGCAGAAGUAUAGUGUGGAUAUUUUUAACAAGGUAUCUCCUUAGCAAGCAAGCACCUAUCAGAAAAUGAAUGUCAGCUUUCAGUCUGCCUACAUUUUACAAAUUGGCAUUGCAUAGUUCCACGAGUGGCAGCUUCACUUGUUUAACAGCAGAUCCUCAUCUCAACUGUCUCAGGUCCACUGUCCACUGGCAUACCUCAGUAGCGGCAAUUUUCAAAAUGCUGGCAGGCUAAUGAUUGUUCCAAUGGCUAACCACCAAUGGGCAGAUAGUGGCCACUGUAUGUUUUUUGGAGGGGUCUAGAGUAAAACCAUUUGAGGUUGGACACUUUGAGGCUGUGAGAAAGCCUCUCACAGUGUAAAAUGUAGCUGUGAGGCUAAGGGUUAGUUCGGACAUGUUUCUGUCCGAACCCUCUGUGAUGAAACCUAAUAUGAGGACCUGGUGACACGUGCUGUCCUUCAGCUGUUAAACUUGGACUUGUAGCAGUUGCAAUUUGCUGAUCUGUAACUUCUGGAAAUUUUCUUAUUAUUUAUUUUUAGAUUUUCUUGGCAGAAACCUUGAUUAAGAGGGACAAACGGAAAUUGCAUUUUAAUAUACAGUUUACAGUAUAACAAUGUUUUACUUAAGUAAACCAGGUAUAGUACCAUGCUCAACAUCAUGAAUGCAAGUUACUACUUUCAAGAUUGGAGCCUAUUUACAUAGCUAUUAAGCCUGGAAUUCUGAAAAAGGUUUGGGAAAAAGCUUCUGAAGUCCAUACAAGAUUGUUUACCUAUUAUGGACUACAGAUGGGUGAAUUAGUUAAGUAAUUUAGUAUCUUUAGUUAACUUGAUGUCUAAUGUAUAGUGUCUGCAUUCCCAAUGUAUAACAUCUAUAAUGUUCCAUAAUGCAUUAUGUUUGUAGUCAUUUUUAUUUUGUUCAUUGCAGGGAAUGUCUGUUAUGGUGUCAAAAGCUGUGUAAUUAAUUUAUAGUAAGGUCAGAUUUGCCAAGCAUUAUGAUGGGUUGUGAAGCUGUUAUGUUGGCUGCAUAACUAUUUGAAACAUAAAAUAAAAUGAUUUACUUCAACUGAAA